AUGGGCAGCUCCAAUUUCCUAGGCGGACACAGUCGCAAGCACAAGGUGACCAUCGUGGGGUCGGGCAACUGGGGCUCUACCAUUGCCAAGAUUGUCGCCGAGAACACGCGCGAGCAAACUGACGUCUUUGAGGAAAAUGUCCAAAUGUGGGUAUACGAGGAGGACGUCACGAUACCCAAGGAGUCAAAACACUAUGACGAGUCAACGGCCGAUCAGCCCCAGAAGCUCACCGAGGUCAUCAACAAAUACCACGAGAACGUGAAAUAUCUCCCCGGCGUCGCUCUGCCGCCCAAUAUCGUCGCCAACCCCUCCCUCAACGAUGCCGUCCAGAACUCGACGAUCCUCAUCUUCAACCUCCCCCACCAGUUCAUCCGCAAGGUGUGCGAGGGCAUCCGCGGCGAGAUCAUGCCCUUUGCGCGCGGCAUCUCGUGCAUCAAGGGCGUCAACGUGUCAGACGACGGCAUCAGCUUGUUCAGCGAAUGGAUUGGCGACGACCUCGGCAUCUACUGCGGGGCGCUGAGUGGCGCCAACAUUGCCAGCGAGAUUGCCCAGGAGAAGUGGUCCGAGACGACGAUUGCCUACGACCCUCCGCCCAUGGACAGCCGGGCGCCGACGCCCAGGAACGCGAGUCCCAACCCCGAUGCGGCGGGGGAGAUCCCCGAGAUCCAGCACCUCGACGCGCGGGGCCGCAAGUCCAAGACGAAGCUCACCCCGCUGCCCAUUGAGUACCCCCCCCUGGACCACAACUGUUUCCGCAUGCUCUUUCACCGCCCCUACUUUCACGUCCAGAUGGUGUCCGACGUGGCGGGCGUGUCGCUCGGCGGCGCGCUCAAGAACAUUGUCGCGCUGGCGGCCGGGUUCGUGGACGGCCGAGGGUGGGGCGACAACGCCAAGGCGGCCAUUAUGCGCAUUGGGCUGAUGGAGAUGGUGAAGUUUGGCAAGGAGUUCUUUGGCGAAACGGUGCGCACGGCCACGUUCACCGAGUCCUCGGCCGGCGUGGCGGAUCUGAUCACGUCGAGUUCGGGUGGGCGCAACUUUCGCUGCGCGCGCAAGGCCGUGGAGAAGGGCAUCUCGGUGCAAGACGUCGAGCGCGAGGACCUCAACGGGCAGAAGCUGCAGGGCACGUCCACGGCCCACGAGGUGAACAGCUUCCUCAAGGCAAGGGGCCUCGAGUCAGAGUAUCCCCUCUUUACGGCAGUAGACGGCAUCUUGCGAGGCGAGAAGAAGGUGGACGAUAUCCCUGCCUUGGUUUCAGACACAUGA
Messenger RNA from Emericellopsis atlantica, 1263 nucleotides. RefSeq names its product NAD-dependent glycerol-3-phosphate dehydrogenase N-terminus-domain-containing protein. The coding region runs from base 1 to 1263 and encodes 420 amino acids. The transcript has 2 exons. Gene Ontology annotation, biological process: glycerol-3-phosphate catabolic process; carbohydrate metabolic process. Lineage: Eukaryota; Fungi; Ascomycota; Sordariomycetes; Hypocreales; Bionectriaceae. Gene Ontology annotation, molecular function: glycerol-3-phosphate dehydrogenase [NAD(P)+] activity; NAD binding. Gene Ontology annotation, cellular component: nucleus; cytosol; glycerol-3-phosphate dehydrogenase (FAD) complex. The record is from RefSeq and is a predicted model, not a curated record.